AUGGGGAUAGGGGCCGGGGGCGGAGGCGCUAGUCUCGGCUUCGGGAACGGCUUUGGAGCCGGUGGAGGUAGUGGAGGAGGAGGGUUCAGGAUGUCAUCCUCCAGCCACAUGGCCGGUCUGGGGAGUGGGAUGAGCUCCGGUGGCGGCGGCAGUGGGAUGAGCUCCGGUGGCGGUGGUGGCGGCGAAGGAGGAGGUUUCGGAUUCGGUGGAGGUGUUGGGGACAAGUCCCUCGGGUUCGCCGGUAACGAGAAGCAGCACAUGCACAACCUGAACGACCGCCUGGCAACCUACAUGGAGAAGGUUCGCCAGCUGGAGGCCACCAACCACCAGCUGGAGGAGAAGCUGAAGACUUUCACCUUCAACAAGGUCGAGGCGCACGACCUGACCAUCUACAACGCAACACUCAAACCACUCAAGGAGCAGCUCAUGGGUUUCCUGAUACAGAACACUCAGAUUGCUGUGGAGAUAGACAAUGCCAAGCUGACUGCUGACGACUUCAGAGUCAAAUGGGAGAAUGAGAAGUCUUUGCGCCAGUGUGUGGAGGGGGGACAUCGGGGUCUGGAGGGAACCUGCAGCGGGAGUUUGAGAUGA
Molecule: messenger RNA, 591 nt
Organism: Coregonus clupeaformis (lake whitefish)
Lineage: Eukaryota; Metazoa; Chordata; Actinopteri; Salmoniformes; Salmonidae
Product: keratin, type I cytoskeletal 20-like
Exons: 3
Coding region: 1-591 (196 amino acids)
Molecular function (GO): structural molecule activity
Source: RefSeq, a predicted model, not a curated record